CCAGUCAGACCCGCAGGGUUGCGGGCGGGGCUUAGGAUAGAGGAAGCGGGUGGUCAGAGGUACGGUUCAGCGCCUGCGCGGGCGUUGGUCUGUUGGUUGCUACUCUCUGCUGCUGGCUGGUUGGGGCUUUACCCUGCCGAGCUACGCGAUGCGGAGGCUGCAGGUGGUGCUGGGUCACCUGAACCGCCAGCCCGCUUCGGGCCCGGAGCCGGCGCCGCGGGCCGCGCCGUGUUGGAGCGGCGCUCCGCGGAAGUCGGCGGAGGAUGUAGUGGUGGUGCACGGGCGGCGCACGGCCAUUGGCCGGUCGGGCCGCGGCGGCUUCAAGGACACCACCCCCGACGAACUUCUCUCCGCCGUCAUGACCGCGGUUCUCCAGGACGUCAAGCUGAGCCCGGCCCAGCUGGGAGAUAUCUGCGUGGGAAAUGUGCUUCAGCCUGGGGCCGGAGCAUUAAUGGCCCGAAUUGCCCAGUUUCUGAGUGACAUCCCAGAGACCGUGCCUUUGUCAGCUGUCAAUAGACAGUGUUCGUCAGGGCUCCAGGCGGUGGCCAGCAUAGCUGGUGGCAUCAGAAAUGGGUCUUAUGACAUUGGCAUGGCUUGUGGGGUGGAGUCCAUGUCCCUGGCAGACAGAGGGAACCCUGGAAAUGUUACCUCUCGCUUGGUGGAGAAGGAGAAGGCCAGAGAUUGCCUGAUUCCUAUGGGGAUAACCUCAGAGAACGUAGCCGAGCGAUUUGGCAUUUCGCGGGAGAAGCAGGAUACCUUUGCACUGGCUUCCCAGCAAAAGGCAGCCAGAGCCCAGAGCAAGGGCUGUUUCCAAGCUGAGAUUGUGCCUGUGACCACCACGGUCCGUGAUGACAAGGGCACUGAGAGAAGUGUCACCGUGGCCCACGAUGAGGGCAUCCGCCCCGACACCACCCUGGAGGGCCUGGCCAAACUGAAGCCUGCCUUCAAGAAGGGGGGCUCUACCACAGCUGGAAACUCUAGCCAGGUGAGUGACGGGGCAGCUGCCAUCCUGCUGGCCAGGAGGUCCAAGGCAGAAGAGUUGGGCCUUCCCAUCCUUGGGGUCCUGAGGUCCUACGCAGUGGUUGGGGUCCCGCCUGACAUCAUGGGCGUUGGACCUGCCUAUGCCAUCCCUGUAGCUUUGCAAAAAGCAGGGUUGACGGUGGAGGACGUGGACAUCUUUGAGAUCAAUGAGGCCUUCGCAAGUCAGGUCGUCUACUGUGUGGAGAAGCUGCAACUGCCCCCUGAGAAGGUGAACCCUCUGGGGGGUGCGGUGGCCUUGGGCCACCCGCUGGGCUGCACUGGGGCACGACAGGUCAUCACGCUGCUCAACGAGCUGAAGCGCCGCGGGAGGCGGGCGUAUGGGGUGGUGUCCAUGUGCAUCGGGACCGGCAUGGGAGCCGCCGCCGUCUUCGAAUACCCUGGAAACUGAAAGAGGCCCAGCCGAGUGCUCUGGCAGUAGCGCUACAGACGUGACACCUGGGGAGUCCCAGCACUGGUGGCAGUGGCAAGUCAAGGCACUUCAGCUGAGCUGGCAAAUGUGAACACUGAUGAGACAGUACGGGAGCGGGUGAGGUAUCGGGCUGCCGUCUGUCGGGCCCCUCUAGCUGAGACAGGCAAAGUUGGCCUGGCUCACCCAGCCUGCAAGGCCACCGUGUGAUUCCUGGGGGAAGGGGCCUGUGGAUGCGGAGUGCAGUAAACAUAGUAAACGCAUUACCUUCUCUCCGUGGCUGUGGUUUUUUCCCCCAAGAAAGAGCCAGUUCUUGGUAUGCUAGUCCUGCCUCUGCUGAAUCUGAAUAGUGACUCUUUUAACUGCUCUGGUCUCCACAGGGGCGUGGCCGACCCUUUGUAUUAGCUCUGAGGACACAGGGUGCAGGGCCUGGAAGUGGUGGGGCAGGUUGCGGGGUGGGGGGGGGUCCCUCCAUCCCAGGAGCUGUUCAGAGGUCCUCCAGUAGGUGCCUUUGCCCAGUAAACCUGCUCCAUAGCUCUGGGCCGUGUUUAUUUCCAGUAAUGGGGGUUGAGGGCAGAGGCUCAGAGCUAGUAGGGUGAUGCAUAUCUCUCGUCAUACGAGCCUCGGCCCCGGAGCCGCAGGGUGCCGGAUUUCUCACCGAGCACGCCUUCCACCACCAGCGUGGACUCGUACAGCUCACAGCUCCUGUGGGGAGCAGGGGCGGAGAUGAGUUGGGGGCCCUGGGCCAGGGCUCCAGAGGCAGUGCCAGCAAGGCUGGGAGGGCCGUACCUGGCGGUGAAGGAAACCUGGAGGGGGACGGAGGUGGGGGGCGCGUUGACCGGUCGUGCCUCCAGCAGCCCGCUGCUUGGGGAGACCCUGAAGGCAACAGGAUCCUUGUCUGGCUCCUGCUGGCCUGCGUGAGGGGAAGGGGACAUGCAGGAGCGCAGCCAGCUCCACGCUCGGCCCCCUGCCCGCAUCUUGGGGGUGCGCCUCUGCUCCUGCCCACCUCUGCAGGAAUUCUCAGGUGGGCCCAACCCUGGGGAGCCAGCCUGCAGGGACAGGGCACGCAGGCCCCUUCUUGGGGGUCUCGGCCCAGCUGCACGGGGGAGCAGGGAGAAGGGCAUGGCACACCUGUCAACACGGCCCAGUAGCUCCGGGAGCCGCUCAGGUUCAUCAGGUAGACCUCCCGGACGCGGCCCUGGUUCACGAAGCAGGUCCCGAAGUCCACCCAGCUGGUGGAGAGCUGCAGCUCGGGCACGGCCACGACGGCCCGCAGGGGCACCACCUUGCGGGGGACAGAACCUUUAACUUGGUGGGGACUGGGUGACCUUACCCACUCCCACUGGGCUCUGACCCAGGGACACAGGGGCCCUGCCGACCCCAAGUACUGCAGCUUCUGAGGGACGUACAGGCAGCACCACAGCUGGUGGAAGGGGGCCAGCGCUGUCAUCUAAAGCCGGGGAAUGCUGGUGGGAUUCUGGGCAGGAAAAGGGCCAGGAAGGCGCCAUCUGCUCCCCUCUGACUCCCCUGCCACCCCUGCCCUGGAUCCAGCUCUGUGGUUUCUGCUCCCUGGUCGGGCCGCCUUACUGCCUUCCUCUCCCCUCUCGUCUGGCCCUCUGCUCCCCUUGGGCCCUGGGCCAUCUAACCUUUUCCCUUGGCCUCUCCAACUCAGGGCAGGAGGGGCUGUGGUGUGGAGCUGUCACAGUCCACAGAACCAGAACGAGGCCCGUGGUAUUCUCACCUGGUGCUCGCAGUCCCGCACGAGCCCAGGAGGCGUCCCUCAGCUGCUCAGUCCCCACCCAUCAGGCCAUUCCCUUGGCCUGGUUUCCCUUCUCUCUCUGUUAAACAGCAUGCAGGCUUCGUAUGCCACCUCCUCCUCCAGGAAGCCUUCCCUGAUUUUGCACCCUACAGCACCCCACCUCGCUCUGAGCUCCUAAGACAGAAGCAGAUUCUGAGUGAAGACCAUCUUUUUCUCUCCACUCGCGCUCUGCUGAAUGUCCACUCCAGACAACAUCUGGUCAGCCGGGAGCUUCUGAUAGGAGAGCAGCUCCAGGGAGAGGGAAAAGGACACAUUCACCUGAGCAGAUGUGGACAAGCCGUCACCUCAGACUGCUGGAGGUGGGCGGCAGCCUCCCCGCCCAGAGCUCCAUCCUUCCCUCCUGCGGACCCUGCCUGGUGCAUUCACUCCUCACCCUGUGCCCUGUUCCCCGCCCAACAGCUGUCAGUACCGGGGACAGGGCUGAGCGGCCCUCGGGAGCUGAGAGGCCGGAGGAUUGUGCGGCUCCACUCGCGUGACCAGGGCUGCGGGCAGGCCCGUAGGCCCAAGUCAGGCCUGUGUCUUUGUUCUGGGGGCAGUGAGGAGCCCCUGCCGGGUUUUAAGCAGAGGAUGUGCAGUCAGCUUUGCCUUCCUCAGGGGCCACCCUGGAGGCUGUGGGGAGGGGGCUGGGGGAGCAUGAGUGGGUAUCUGGGGUCCAGGGUGUAACUUGGGCCUAACAGGAUGGGGCUUGUACACGGGGCUCCCCAACCCAGGUCUGUGGACCCAGAUCCACAGAUUCAUCAAAGGCACCUGUUAGGGAAACGUGUUCCUGGGCCUCAGCCCAGAUCUUCUCAUCUCUGGCAGUGGGGCCUGGGGAACGGUGUUUCUGGUGUGCCUUAUGUUUAUGGAAAGAUGGUGAUGAAACCCUGCGUGAGGGCACACAAGAAGGGGGGUCUGUGCCGCGUGGAGGUGCUCGCAGGACCAGGACACUGGUGGAGGGAACUCGCGAGUGUCCACACUGAUAGGUCUGGGCGUUCCUGCGCGUGGAGGGCCUGUGCGGAGGGGUUUGUUGGACAUGGUGCGUGUGAUGGGUGUCCGCCCCUGAGCGCACAGCGCACGGCGGGGCCAAGCGUGUGGUUCGUGUGUGGACACCACUGUCUGUGUCUAUGUCCCGACCUGGAGGGUGCUGCAUGCGCAAACGUGAGAGGAGGGUGAGCCCCAGCCCAGGUGAGUGUGCCCACUGUAGGCAGGGACCACAGAAGCUCCCACUGACCAGCAUGUUCUCCUGUGGGUAGAGUACCAGCUGCUUGCCGGCUGCUGCUGUCCCCUCCUUGCACUCCUGCUUCCAGCUGGGACCGGGAGCCCUGUGGCUGCGGCUCACUCCAUCUUGAGAAACAGAGAAGGGCCUGGAGACCAGGAGCCGGAAGUAGUGUGGGAUGUCCGUGGUGUUGGUCAGCUUCAGGUGGUGGGUGGUCACCAGCUCACUCAGCACCUGGGCGGCCACAGAGGUCGGGGAGGGGACUCAAUUCUGCCCUCCGGAACCUCUGACUCGGGUGGGGGGUGGGGGGUCCCGGG
Messenger RNA from Globicephala melas (long-finned pilot whale), 4778 nucleotides. RefSeq names its product acetyl-CoA acyltransferase 1 (gene ACAA1). Gene Ontology annotation, molecular function: acetyl-CoA C-acyltransferase activity. The record is from RefSeq and is a predicted model, not a curated record. Gene Ontology annotation, biological process: fatty acid beta-oxidation; phenylacetate catabolic process. Lineage: Eukaryota; Metazoa; Chordata; Mammalia; Artiodactyla; Delphinidae. Gene Ontology annotation, cellular component: peroxisome.